This is a messenger RNA of Polyodon spathula (Mississippi paddlefish), 6559 nucleotides long. RefSeq names its product disintegrin and metalloproteinase domain-containing protein 9-like. Gene Ontology annotation, biological process: proteolysis. The record is from RefSeq and is a predicted model, not a curated record. Lineage: Eukaryota; Metazoa; Chordata; Actinopteri; Acipenseriformes; Polyodontidae. Bases 297 to 2744 code for a protein of 815 amino acids. The transcript has 23 exons. Gene Ontology annotation, cellular component: plasma membrane. Gene Ontology annotation, molecular function: metalloendopeptidase activity.
AAAUUAUACAGACUCCUGAUUUCAACGGGAAGGCACUAGCAAGACUGGAGUCCGCUUUUUAAAACAAACAAUUACAACCGCACAGUGUUUGCUUUUCAAACAGUACGCAAUAAGAUCUAGAAACUGCACAAAAAACAACCCAUAGCGAUGAAGGAAACGGUUCGAUGAGAUCGGGAUAAGCGUUGUAAUAUGUGGAAUAGGCAACGCCAACGCCUGGAUCUGGGAAAGAUAAUUACUGGGAAGGAAUCGGCGUUGUUAGCACUGAGCAGCGGCGUUUAUUUUAAAUUUUCACGAACAUGGGUGCAACAGCGUUAACGCAACGUGGAGCUGUGAAGUUAUUUGCCUUUUGUGUUUUGCUCUCUUGCGCGAUCCCAAGUGAAAGUUCGGCUUUUUACCAAACCUCGCAGCUCUCUUCGUAUGAGGUAACUGUUCCAAAGUUAAUAGGAAAAUCAAAACGGGACCUUGACAAUGCUGUCUCCAAAAAGGUGUCGUACGUCAUACAAGCAGAAGGGAGGGAUCACAUUGUCCACCUGGAAAAGAACGAGCAGUUUCUCCCAAAGGACUUCACUGUGUUUACCUACUCCGACGAGGGGACUUUGAUCUCCAAGCAGCCUGAGAUGCAGCACCAUUGUCAUUACCAGGGUUAUGUGGAGGAUAUUCCCAACUCCAUGGUGGCCCUGAGCACCUGCUCUGGACUCAGGGGGAUGCUGCAAACCGCCAAUGCCAGCUAUGGAAUAGAGCCCUUGGAGUCUUCCUCUACCUUUCAGCACCUUAUCUAUCGCCUUGAAAACAUCAAGUCCCAACCUUUAGCUUGUGGAGUGGCGGACACACACCCAGAGACAGAAGACGCGCAGCACACAGCCCGCUUUGAUCUGCCAAGCAUGACCCAGCUACUGAGAAGAAAAAGAGAUGUGUUGCCUCAGACACGGUACGUGGAGCUAUUUCUGGUUGUGGAUAAUGAGCGGUUUGAUUUUUCGAACAGGAACCAGACUGCCGUGCGCGAGGAAAUGGUUCAGCUUGCCAACUACAUGGACAGUAUGUACAUUGCCUUAAACAUACGCAUUGUCCUGGUGGGGCUGGAGAUCUGGAAUCAGCAGAAUAAAAUCAACAUCGAUGGUAGUGCGGGGGAGGUGCUGGGGCGCUUCGUUCAGUGGAGGGAGAAGGAGCUUGCGGGGCGCAGGAGACACGACAGUGCCCAGUUAAUCCUAAAGAAGAGUUUCGGAGGCACAGCGGGAAUGGCGUUUGUCGGGACUGUGUGUUCAAGGAGUCACGGCGGAGGGAUUAAUGCGUUUCCACACAACAAUGUCCCGAUGUUUGCGUCUAUCGUUGCCCACGAGCUGGGGCACAACCUGGGAAUGAACCAUGAUGACGGGAGAGACUGUCACUGUGGCGUGUCUGCCUGUGUCAUGAACUCCGGAGCCACUGGCUCGAGGAACUUCAGUACCUGCAGCUCUGACGACUUUGAGAAGCUGAUUGUGAACAACGGGGGGAGCUGCCUGCUGAACCUGCCCCACCCCGACGAGGCCUACAGCCCCCCCUUCUGCGGGAACAAGCUGGUGGAUGUGGGGGAGGAGUGUGACUGCGGCUCACUCAAGGAAUGUGAAAAGGAUUCUUGCUGUGAAGCAAAGACAUGCAAGCUGAAGCGAGGGGCUGAGUGUGCUUACGGAGUCUGCUGUAAAAAUUGUCGGUUCAUGCCCGGGGGGACUGUGUGUCGAGGAAGCAGCAACGAGUGUGAUCUCCCGGAGUAUUGCAACGGGACGUCCCAGCUUUGCCAGCCUGACGUCUUCGUGCAGGAUGGGCACCCCUGCAAAAACAGCAAAGCCUACUGUUACAAUGGGGUGUGCCAGCACUACGACGGGCAGUGCCAGGCUAUCUUCGGACCAAAAGCCAAGGCUGCUCCUCAAGUCUGCUUCAAAGAUGUCAAUCUGAAGGGAGACAGAUUUGGAAACUGUGGUUUCCAGGGUAAUGGCUAUAAGAGGUGUGAAAGCAGAAACGCGAUGUGUGGCAAGCUGCAGUGUGAGAAUGUGGAAACCCUCCCAGUGUUUGGCAUCCAGCCUUCUAUCAUCCAGACCCCCAUUGGCAACACCAAGUGCUGGGGAGUGGAUUUCCUGCUGGGCUCCGAUGUGCCGGACCCUGGCAUGGUGAACGAAGGAACCAGGUGUGAAGAAGGCAAGGUUUGCUUGAAUUACCAAUGUGUGGACGCGUCCGUUCUUAAAUACGACUGCGACGUGGAGAAGACGUGCCAUGCGCACGGGGUCUGUAACAGCAAUAAGAAUUGCCAUUGUGAGACAGGCUGGGCUCCCCCAUUUUGUGAAAGCAAGGGGUAUGGCGGUAGUAUUGACAGUGGGCCCGCUUACAAUGACAAGGAGCACUCGCUGCGGGACGGGCUGCUCGUCUUCUUCCUCCUCAUCCUUCCUCUCUCGCUGCUCGGCUUGUUCGCCUUCUUCAGGAGGAAUGAGCUGAAGAGGCAAUUCUGCAGGAAGAAGAGAUCCCAGACCUACGAGUCUGACGGCAGGGCUCAGCCAGCAGCAGGCAGAGGACAGACCCCACGAAGUGCCUCCAACAAUAUAGUCAAAGGAGGGCACCAGGUUCAGUUAUUACCACCAGAAGAGGUUGUGCAAACAAGUCGGACGGCAGCUGUGCCAUCGUAUGCCGUCAGGGAUCCUCACACAUCCCCGUUAAGACCUCCUCCUCCAGUCAAGCAGCCAGUGCCUCAGAGACCUGCCCCUCCCCCACCGGUCUAGCCUGCAGGUUUGGUGCCACCGACUUGACUCUGUGUUCAUACCUGAAAGAGUGAACAAACGAAGUAUCCAAACGAACUGCUGUUUUAUAACUAUCACCCACACUGCUGCAGCGCUCUUCUUAGAAGAUCUCUCGACGAACGGGGAAUGCAAUACCUCCAGCCAAAGGAUUUCUCUUUGUGUUUUUUUUUUUUUUUUUUUUUUUUUUUAAUUAUGUUCACAGUCCUAGGAAUGUACAGGUAGCACAUGGGCAAAUUUAAAUACGAUAGAGGUGCAAGUUUUUAUUAUUAUUAUGAUGAUGAUGUUUUAUUUAAUGCUGUGUCAGGACACAUGCAGUGUAAACCUGUUAUUGAUUUUACUUCUGAAACUUUUUGGAGAAAUGCAGUUUGCUUUUCAACAGGAUGGACUUUGCUGCAGAUCCGUCUUGCUUCAGUCCAGCUCUGAACUCAGAACCACUCUUUCUUUCCCAAGUUUCUUCUCCCCAAUUUCCCUGCAUUAGUGGAGGGAUCUGCUGGGUCAGGGGUGUCUCUGCUUGCAGUAGAGCUAAUUUUGAUCUCGCAAUACAUGGGAUGAUCUGGGUAUUGCUACGUGCCACUGAAGUGCAAUAAGGCAGAAAUUCAGUGGAAUAUAUCUGCUUGGCAGAUGUCAAAACAAAUUAUAUAUAAUCAAAGCAGUAACUUUCUCUAGUUCUCUUGGCUGUUUGACAGUUCUUGGAUGAUGUUUUGGAUCAUGUCGUAGCAGUUUUUUUUGCACAUUAUCUGCCUUCCUGUCCAGUCCCCCCCUACCCCCAUGUAUUGUACAAUAGUGGAUUUUAUUAAUCACUGAUUCACUUGUAAACACUCCACCUGCACUUGUAAAACCAUAAGGUGAAGUUUUAACACGCAAUGCAAUUUUCUUUUAAAAGGCGACAACUCACAAGAUCUGCCAAUGUUUUCAAAAAUAAAUAAAAAUGAAAUAGUCUAUUAGGACUGGGGCCCUGUAUCAAUAAAUGAGUGAGUUUGUAAUGUAGUGUAUUCAAGUCCAUUUCUCAUUUGUGCAGUUGAUAUGUUUACUAAGGGGUAACAUCUCAAAAGGUGCUGACCAGGCUUUUAAAAAAGAAACGAAAUCUAAAACAAAUGGUUUCAUUUUGAAUAAACUUGCAACACACAAUUUAAAACUGUAUAUGCUAAAUGGGUUUAUAUUUAAUAUCUUUAUUUUACAUAAGAAAAGCUUGUCCAUUCUAUUUUCUAAUUGGAGACCAGAUUGAGUUAAGUAAUAACAGCGAUUGAUGUUAAUGUAACCAGCCUACUGUACUGUUCAGUCACACAAAGACUUUUUAAAAGUGUAUUUGAAUUGUGUACCUUUUGAUCCUAUGCCUUUUAGCUGUCUUCUCAAAAAACUUAUUACCUUCAGGAAAGCAGCUGCAUCUGAUCUUACCAGCUGGUACAGUUCUGAAACAAAGAAAUGAGCUUGUAGAUUACAACUAUAAAGCCAAGAACCACAUACUGGGGCAACUGACAGUUCUACAGUGCCUAUACCAUGCCAUACUGUACUUGGAAAUGACAUGAACACUAGGGUGCAAGCCUCUCUCUUACCAGCAUGUUCGCAAGCAACAGCCAGGAGUUACAAACCAAACGCAUUUUCCAGGCAGCUGUCUCUACAUUUGAACAAGCUCUGAUCCAGAAGUAAUUUAAAGAACACUCAUAAUAUUUCAAACCAACAAUGGACCCCCUGAUCCCAGCCCCAUUUCACUGCAUCUGCAAUAACACUGUACAAAUAUACACUGCAAGUACAAAAUAAAAAAUCCUGAGCAACAUUAUUAAAUUGAUUCCAAGAAUCAUGUUUUAAGAUUAGGAUCUGUGCAGUAUUACCCCCCCCCCCCCUGUCUAGGGAUUGCAUAGUGCAGGGGAGGUGUUGGCAUAUAAGUGAGUUUACAUUUCUCCAAAAAUAAAUAAGAUGUGAACGGUCUCCAGUAUCAAAGCGGAAUAGAUAUAUUUUAUUUUGUACCCUGGAUGUGUCACUUUUGGAAAACCCAUCUUUUUGUAGUCUCAGUAAAUGACCCCUGUGAGGUAGCGAGUUAAGAGAACUGGCCUGAAAGAAUUGUUAAGUUUCUACACCUCCCUUGACAAAGGCAAACUUAAAAAUACAACACAAAAAGUUACCGUGCAUGCAGGGCUAUAAACAGAGCAGACAUUCCACCAAGGACAAACUUCGGUUUCGGGCUGUAGCUGCAGUAUUGAUACAUUGUUUACUAUUCAACCUCCAAAUCUUUUUAACACUGCAAACCAGAGAAAAUUAUGGAAUCUUUUGUACUUUUACCGGAAUUCUUACAUGAGCAUCAGUAUUGAUGCAAAAAAAAAAAACAACCAAGGACAUGACCUUGGGGUCCUCAUAGCUAGUUACGGCCAUGCAUGUGUGAUACUGAAUCAGUUCUAUUGCUUCCAAAUGAUUGCAGAUAUUGGCUCAAACAUGCUUGAAACUACUCGCCUGAAUAAACAGCACAUGACCUUACUGUGGUUUACAAGUGCUUCCGAGCUUCAACACCCAUUCCCAGAAGGCCAAGUACUCUAUUAGAAUUAACAUACAUUUCUAUUCUUGAUCAAUUGUGAGAUUAUUUUUUUAUUAUUAUUAUUAUCUAUAACGCAAUAUGUGCUGUCUGGAAAUAACUGAAUCUGUAAAUAUCGGUGGUAGAAUAAGUGUGGAGAUAAAGUAGCUGUCUCCAUGGAGUUACUUGACAAACAGGCUUCGUACAUUUUAAGAUCAUAAUUAAAAUCAUUUUAUAACAAAACAGCAGCAGUUCCAGUACAUAUUUUAAUGCAUGUCUGCAUCAGAAUCUAUUUGUAGUAUCUACACUUAAUCACAAGUAUACAUCUAUCUCUCUGACAGCACUCCGAAUGCUCUAUACGAACUGCUUAGCUACUAUUCCAGACAGAAUAAGAGACUUUGGGGUUAUUAAAUAUUGCCUUAGAGAAAGGAUCCUAAUACUAAAAUUGAAAUUUGUAUCAUACGUAAAGCUAUAAAUAUUUGCAAGCCUUUUAUUAUGCGUUUUUCACAUAUGAAAAAAAAAAAAAAAACAUUUGGCACAGAUAUCAUAUUCCACUAACAAUACAUAGUUUGUAUAUUGUGACAGGUCGCCUACAUCCCUGGGGCAAAAUAGGUUCUAUGGGUGUGAUUCGCCAAGUAUUUAUGGCUUUACAGUAAUCUUGCAGAGGUGCAUGCACUUUAUAUCUGGUUAUACAGUCCAUUGUAAAAGACAACAUGGUUGGUUUAUGCAGAGAUGUUACGUUAAUUUUACUCGUAAUCCUUUUCAACUGGUUUCUCAACCCCUGAUUAACACUAAUCUUGGACUACUGUGCCUAAAAUAACAAUAGUGCUAAUCAGGGUCUGUGAAACCAGACCUGCGAGGUAUAUAGAUUUUAGCUGCUUUAAAAAAAAAAAGAUCUACAUUAUUUCCUACCUAUAUAACGUUAGUCGCUCCAUUUGAAUAUACCAUUGUUUCACAGAACAGCAUUUCUGAUACUUUGAAUGCAAAGUGAAACGGUAAAUGAAUGACUACUAACUUCAAACGUUGCUUUUUUUUUUACAAAAGCAAAUAUAAUCUUGAAUGACUAUUUUAUAUAACUUUUGUUAAACGUGUAAUGUUUUGCACUCUAUUAUUACUGUUGUUAUUAUUAUUAUUAUUAUUAUUAUUAUUAUUGUGUUUUUGCCAUUUGUUUCAUUUCCAGGUGUGUGGUCUUUGGAUGCCCCAUUUUUAUUGUUUUAAAAAAAUUAUAUGGACAAUGUACAAAAACAAUAAUCAAAUAAAAGGGGUCUCCCCCCUCCAGUUGUUGAAACUUUAA